Histoplasma capsulatum G186AR is the source of this 813-nucleotide messenger RNA. Its product is annotated as SNARE domain-containing protein. Bases 1 to 813 code for a protein of 270 amino acids. The transcript has 2 exons. The record is from RefSeq and is a predicted model, not a curated record. Gene Ontology annotation, cellular component: membrane; endomembrane system; SNARE complex. Gene Ontology annotation, biological process: Golgi to vacuole transport; intracellular protein transport; vesicle fusion. Gene Ontology annotation, molecular function: SNARE binding; SNAP receptor activity. Lineage: Eukaryota; Fungi; Ascomycota; Eurotiomycetes; Onygenales; Ajellomycetaceae.
AUGUCAUUCGACCGCCUCUCAUCAUUAGAAGCGCAGCCAACCAGACCAGGCGACUCACAAUACCAAGAUGACCCCGAUUUCCAACGAUUGACAGAGUCGCUGUCUAAUCGCUUGUUUACGUUGACAUCUAAUAUCUCGCGCCUAUCGAACCAGAUCUCCUUGUUAGGCACUAAACGUGAUACGGAGCGGGUCCGUGAACGGGUCCAUGAUCUGCUAGAAGAGACCCGGGAAGGUUUCCGGGAAGUCGGCGAAGGUAUCAAGAAGAUUCAACUAUGGGAUGAUGUCAAUCCCUCCCAAAAAUGGACGCAGCAAAAGCUUUCUUCCGAAUUUCGAUCCACCCUAGAAGAAUUCCAAAUCGCCCAGCGCCGUGCCCUCGAGAAGCAAAGAGCGUCCGCAACUGCUGCACGUACUGCCCUUCAAGAGGAAGAGGGUGUCAUAGCAACCUCGCCGCAGGAAGGCCAGACCCUCCAACAACUGCAGGAGCAGCAACCCCGCAUCGCACCACAAGCUGAAGUUGACUUCCAAGAGACCCUUAUUAUAGAACGCGAAGCGGAGAUUCGGAAUAUUGAACAGAGUGUUAGCGAACUAAAUGAGCUUUUCCGAGAUGUUGCGCAUAUAGUCCAUGAGCAAGGGGGACAGCUGGAUCUGAUAAGUGAAAAUGUGGAACGGACGAGAAAUGAUGCUAGGGUUGCGGAUUCCGAGCUCAGAAGUGCCAGUAGAUAUCAGAAGAACGCGCGCAACAAGGCUUGUUGCCUGCUGUUGAUUUUGGCUGUGGUCCUGGUCAUUAUCGUCCUUGCUGCUACGUUGGCUUGA